Molecule: messenger RNA, 657 nt
Organism: Miscanthus lutarioriparius
Lineage: Eukaryota; Viridiplantae; Streptophyta; Magnoliopsida; Poales; Poaceae
Source: the annotation of a GenBank genome assembly
AUGGAGCGCCUGGUGGACUGCAUCCGCGUCCCCUGCCCGUACGCGGCUCACGGCUGCGACGCGACACCUGCCUACCACGGCCAGGAAAGCCACCGUCAGGUGUGCCCGCACGCGCCCUGCCACUGCCCCGGCGACUCGUGCGGCUUCAUCGGCUCCAGAGCCGCGCUGCUGGAGCACUUCGCCGGCGCGCACAACUGGCCGUGCACCACCAUGGUCCGCGCCGGGGAGGAGUUCAGCAUCCGCCUCCAUGACGGCUUCAACUUCUUCCUCCUCGCGGACCAUGACCGCCGUGGCGAUGGUGAGCAAGCGGCCACCACCGGCAGCGUCCCGUGCCGACUGUUCCUGCUGAACGUGAUGCAGGAACGGCUUGGCCGUGCCAUCUCGGUGAUCUGCAUCCAUCCUCACACAUCCGGCGCCGCUGCCAACGGUGCUCAACAGCUACCGUUGACGCAAUGCGAGCUGGUCUUCUCGCGCUUCCGUGACAGGAGCUCGUGCCGUAGCCACUACCAGUGGUCGGUGUUCAGAGUGGUGUGCACGGACCUCUCCAAUGGGCUGCCCAACCCUGAAGGCUGCUUCCAGUUCUUGGUGCCCAACGCCGUUCUUGGGGUUGGGGACCACAAGAAUUCUAUCCAGGUUAAAGCACGUAUCAUCAACUAG